Messenger RNA from Passer domesticus (house sparrow), 1458 nucleotides. It is a transcript of the gene FAM162B, whose product is annotated as family with sequence similarity 162 member B. The coding region runs from base 53 to 490 and encodes 145 amino acids. The transcript has 4 exons. NCBI's taxonomy places the organism in Eukaryota, Metazoa, Chordata, Aves, Passeriformes, Passeridae. The record is from RefSeq and is a predicted model, not a curated record.
GCAGAGGGGCCGACCGAGGCAGAGGGUCCCGCCGCUCCUCGCCGUCCCGGCCAUGCUGCCGGCGCUCCUCCGCCCGGGCCGCCUGCUGUCCGCCGCGCCGCUCCGCCCGCCCGCGCCGCGGGGAGCCGCGGCCGCCGGGGAUGCCGCCCGGAGCCCGGGCACCGCCCGCGCUGAGCAGGCUCACAGGGUGGCUGCAAGUUACAAACCUUCGAAGUUUGACAAAAGAAUCCUCCUCUGGACUGGACGUUUCAAGACAGAAGAAGAGAUUCCUCUGAGGAUCCCGCCAGAGAUGAUAGACAAGGCAAGAAACAAAGCUCGAGUGAAAGCCUGUUAUAUCAUGAUUGGGCUCUCAAUUAUUGCCUGUUUUGCGGUGAUUGCUUCAGCUAAGAAGGCUGCUGCACGUCAUGAGUCCUUAACAAGCCUGAACUUGGCAAAGAAGGCCAAGUGGCGGGAGGAGGCUGCGCUGGCUGCGGAGGCGAAGACCAAGUAAUUCCAUCUGCAAUGCUCAGUGUCCUUGGAAGAGCAAAAUUAACUGCUGCUGAGAGCAAGUAGUGAGUGUCACCCCUAAAUGGACAAAUGUAGAUGCACACCCUAGAGCCAGCAAGGGCAGAUACAGCAUCACAAAAAGAAAAGGCAAUGGCUCUUUCAUUAGGAAGAUAUUCAGGAUACUUGUUCCAUAUAAUUGAAACUAUUUAGAAUGUUUUGCAUAUGAUUAAAAGCAGUAAUUAGUUUUAAAGGGGAUGAGGUAGUUUCCUAAGCAUGUCAGGUACCUUUGAUUAGAUAACCACAAAAUAUUUACACCCAAGAAAUUUUCUGUCUGGUGACAGUGCAUAGUUUUUCAGUGCGCAAAUUGCCACUUGGAACUCACUGGCAUCAAUGCUGUAUUCAGAAUGGUAUUUGCAUUUUUUAGCUUUAAGAAGAAACACUUAUUAAAUCACUAAAUAAAUACAGUAAACAUCUGUAAAAUAGGUUUUAUUGGUUUCUGUAUGGUAUUUUGAGAUUUAACAUUCCAUAAUAUUGCAUACUACUUAUAUGUGUUCUGUUACAGUAAUGGGCCUUUGGCCUGGAUUUAAAGAUGCACUAUUACUAUCUGAAGUUCAUAUAGGUAAUUUAGGUUUCCCGCAUUAUAUAUGUAAGACAUUGUGCCAUAAGUAACUAGAAUUUCUCAUUCUAGAUUUCAGUGAAAUCUUGAGGUCACAGUUUAAGUCCAUGUAUCAAUCUGCAGACCUAUUACAAAAAUCCUCAGAUGUACAAUUUAACAAAUUUAAGCCUACUGAGAAUUAACCAUGGAGAAGAGACAAUAGUGCAUCUUUACUAUUUUUUUAAAGACAGGCCCAACAAUAAAUAGUUUCCAGUUGCAAACUUGUUCUACAGCAAACAUUUCUGUGCCAACAUUAUUACUAUUUUCUGAUUGCUGCUAGGAACAGCAUGUAAAGCAAACACUAGAAAAUUAAAAAG